Otolemur garnettii (small-eared galago) is the source of this 1815-nucleotide messenger RNA. RefSeq names its product dihydrouridine synthase 1 like (gene DUS1L). NCBI's taxonomy places the organism in Eukaryota, Metazoa, Chordata, Mammalia, Primates, Galagidae. Gene Ontology annotation, biological process: tRNA processing. The record is from RefSeq and is a predicted model, not a curated record. Gene Ontology annotation, molecular function: flavin adenine dinucleotide binding; tRNA dihydrouridine synthase activity. The transcript is spliced from 14 exons. Bases 161 to 1513 code for a protein of 450 amino acids.
GCGGCGGCCCGGCGGCGGUGGCCGCAGCAGGGUGCGGGCUUAGCUGCGGCCAAGCGGGAGCCGGGACGCGCGACCGCGCUCCGGGCGGGGCGGCAGGGCCCAGCGCCGCGGACUAGGCGGCCCCACCCGUGUCACGCGGGACCUUCUCAGUGUGGAGGCCAUGCCAAAGCUUCAGGGCUUCGAGUUCUGGAGCCAGACCCUUGGGGGGGCCCGCCAUGUGGUGGCCCCCAUGGUGGACCAAAGUGAGCUGGCCUGGAGGCUGCUGAGCCGCCGCCAUGGGGCACAGCUCUGCUACACCCCCAUGCUGCAUGCUCAGGUCUUUGUCCGAGAUGCCAACUACCGGAAGGAAAACCUGUACUGCGAAGUGUGCCCUGAGGACCGGCCUCUCAUUGUGCAGUUCUGUGCCAACGACCCAGAAGUGUUUGUCCAGGCGGCUCUCCUGGCCCAGGAUCACUGUGAUGCCAUUGACCUGAACUUGGGCUGCCCGCAGAUGAUAGCCAAGAGAGGUCACUAUGGUGCCUUCCUUCAGGAGGAGUGGGACCUGCUCCAAAGAAUGAUUCUGCUAGCUCAUGAGAAACUCUCUGUUCCUGUCACAUGCAAAAUUCGUGUCUUCCCAGAGAUUGACAAGACGGUGAGAUACGCCCAGAUGUUGGAGAAAGCCGGCUGUCAGUUGCUGACUGUGCACGGACGCACCAAGGAGCAGAGGGGGCCCCUGUCAGGUGCAGCGUCCUGGGAACACAUCAAGGCUGUGCGGAAGGCUGUGACCAUCCCUGUGUUUGCCAAUGGGAACAUCCAGUGCCUGCAGGAUGUGGAGCGGUGCCUGCGGGACACAGGUGUCCAGGGAGUCAUGAGUGCAGAGGGCAAUCUGCACAACCCCGCCCUGUUUGAGGGCCGGAGCCCUGCUGUGUGGGAGCUGGCCGAGGAGUACCUGGACCUUGUGCGCCAGCACCCCUGUCCACUGUCCUACGUCCGGGCCCACCUCUUCAAGCUGUGGCACCACACGCUGCAGGUGCAUCAGCAGCUUCGAGAGGAGCUCGCCAAAGUGAAGACCCUGGAGGGCAUCGCUGCCGUGAGCCUGGAGCUGAAGCUGCGGUGUCAGGAGGAGAUGUCCAGGUGGCAGGGAGAGAAGCCCCCCAGUGACCUGCCGUUCUUCCACUGGAUCUGCCAACCCUACAUCCGGCCAGGGCCCAGGGAGGGGAGCAAGAAUGCUGGGGCUUGCAGCAAGCGGGCCCUGGAGGAGGAGGAGGGCAGCACGGAGGUCCUGUCCAAGAACAAGCAGAAGAAGCAACUGAGGAACCCCCACAAGACUUUUGACCCCUCUCUGAAACCAAAAUAUGCCAAGUGUGACCAGUGUGGAAACCCAAAAGGCAACAGAUGUGUCUUCAACCUGUGCCGUGGCUGCUGCAAGAAGCGGGCCUUCAGGGAGACUGCAGACUGCCCAGGUCAUGGGUUACUUUUUAAAACCAAAUUGGAGAAGUCUCUGGCCUGGAAAGGGGCCCAGCUCGGGCAUUAGGAGCCUCAGAAGGCCAGGCCCAGCACCCCAGCUGGCUUCUCUGAAGUACAGGCAGUACCCUGGCCUGAGGGCCAGUAGGACCUGUUCCACCCCGGGACUGCUGCUAGAGCUUGGACACGUCUUAAGGAAACGCCUUUUUCUCAGGGAAUCUCCUGCUAUUUAAUGUGGAAGGACGUGCCAAUGUCCUCCCCUUGACCCACACAGGAGCCUGGAAAUGCUGCAUCUGGGAGCAGGCUUCAGGCCGAACCUGCCCUGUCCUCACUUGUGCUCUCAAAAGUGAACAAUAAACCAUCUCAAAGGUG